CGUUUCCUGUGCGGAGUAAAAUCAACUUCCUUUUUCCUUCAGAUUUAGUUGAGUUGCCCGGUUUGCCUGCCCUUCGGUGACACAUUGAAGAAACUCAGGGAAUAGAGAACUAAGUGUGAGCGGCCGCCUGUGCUGCUGACAGAGAGAGGGCGAGGGGUCCCACACUAAGGGCUUCCCAUUCGUGAGGGAAGAAAAGCAGCUUUUAGGGGAAGAAGUGUCGACUUGUAUAACUGCAACUCUCAGCUGCUGCUUCAUCCCAUUCAUCCUGCGGCCUUCCCUCAAUUCCACCUCAUGAGGAGGCUCCAUUGGAUUGUCUGAGGAAAACUCCACUCCCCAUUGGAUGGAGAUCUUGUUGUGCCUGUGUCAGAUCUUUGUGUUGCUGCCCAGACUCGAGCACUUGGAUAACUACCCCCAGACACCCCUCUUGUUGUUACAGGGCCUUUCACUUUACCUUUAACUGAGGGGGGAAACUGUGGACUAAGGGCCUGUACCCUGAGGAGAGACACAAAUCUAUUCCGCAGCAAGACUUGUAUUCGAGAGGCUGAACACUGGCAAGGGAUUGUUAUACACAGGUUGAACUAUAACCUUCUGUCUGCGGCCCCCUCACUUAUAAGUGUCGCUGCACCUUCUGGAGAAGACGGCGACUACAAUGAUCCUUCAAGCACUUUCUUAAGAAACUGUACAGAGAGAUCAGAAAGACAUAAGGAGUGAUUUACGGUGCACUAGAGCAGUGAUCCCCAACCAGUGGCUCUGGAUCCCUCAUUCGAGACAAAAUGAGUUCUUUGUUGGAGCGACUGCAUUCUAAAUACAGUCAGAAUCGGCCAUGGCCCGAAACCAUCAAACUAGUGCGGCAAAUAAUGGAAAAACGGACUGGAAUGAUGUCUGGCAGCCAACAGCAACUUGUCAGUUGUUUGGAGACCCUGCAGAAAGCUUUGAAAGUUUCGUCUUUGUCUGCAAUGACCGAUCGUCUGGAGUCAAUAGCAAGACAGAAUGGCCUUACAUCCCACCUGAGUCCAAACGGCACUGAGUGUUAUAUUACUACAGAUAUGUUCUACCUUGAAGUUCUUUUGGAUACAGAAGGACAACUGUGUGAUGUAAAGGUGGCCCACCACAGAGAGAACCCAGUGAGUUGUCCAGAGCUGGUUGAGCAACUAAGAGAGAAGAACUUUGAGGAGUUCUCACAGCAUCUGAAAGGCCUGGUGAACCUGUAUAAGGUGCCGGGGGAUAACAAACUGGAGACAAAAAUGUAUCUUGCCCUUCAGUCUUUAGAGCUUGACCUCACGAAGAUGGCUGCUAUGUACUGGCAGGCCACCAAUGCCACUGUGCUGGAAAAAAUACUGCAUGGUACAGUUGGGUACCUGACUCCAAGAAGUGGAGGCCAGGCCAUGAGCCUGAAGUAUUAUAUAUCUCCGUAUGAUUUGUUUGAUGACAUCACAGGGGCAAGCGUAUCUCUCAGCGAAGGACAUGCGGUUCCUAAAUUGCUUGGAAUGAAUAUGUCUGUAACGAUAGAAGCUACCUCCACCAUGUACAAGCUGCCUAUCGCCCCACUAAUUAUGGGCUCCCAUCCCAUUGAUAACAAAGGGACUCCAUCCUUCACUUCCAUAACAAAUGCCAACAGUGUGGACCUCCCAGCUUGCUUCUUUCUCAAGUUCCCACAACCUAUUCCAGUUUCCAGAGCAUUUAUACAAAAAAUCCAACAUUGCACUGGUAUCCCACUGAUCGAUGGGUCCCAUACUUUCCUGCCUCAUUAUGAGCUGGUCACCCAGUUUGAGUUGGCCAAAGAAAAGGACCCUGGACCAUUAAACCACAACAUGCGGUUUUAUGCGUCUCUGCCUGGGCAGCAGCAUUGCUAUUUUCUCAAUAAAGAUGCCCCUCUCCCUGAUGGAAGAUCUCUGCAAGGAACAUUGCUGAGUAAGAUUCCGUUCCAGCACCCUGGUCGUGUGCCCAUCAUCCUUAGCCUGAUCCGGCACCAAGUAGCUUGCAACACAUUGAUUGGGAGCUGUGUUAAGCGCACCAUGCUGAAGGAGGACUGCCCUGGCCUUUUGCAGUUUGAAGUGGCUCCCCUCUCGGAUUCCUGCUUCAGCAUCUCUUUCCAGCAUCCAGUCAAUGACUCUCUAGUGUGUGUUGUGAUGGAUGUGCAGAAUUCCACUCAUGUGUCUUGCAAACUUUUCAAAGGGCUAUCUGACGCGCUCAUCUGUACAGAUGACUUUAUUACCAAAGUGGUUCAGAGGUGCAUGUCAAUACCUGUAACAAUGAGAGCCAUUCGUAGGAAGGCAGAGACUAUACAGGCGGAUACACCAGCCCUUUCUCUCAUUGCUGAGACCGUGGAGGACAUGGUAAAGAAGAACCUUCCUCCAGCCAGUAGUCCUGGUUAUGGAAUGACUUCUGGCUCUACUGCACUUAGUGGUAUAACUACCCCAACCAGCUCAUAUACUUCGGGGCAAAUUUCUUCCCUUUUCAACAUGGGUAUAAAGGAGCGACAUGACACUACAAGCCACGGAGAUGACUUCAAUAAAGUUACUCAAAAUCCCAUACUCACCAGUCUUUUGCAAAUCACAAGCAACACUGGGGGAACACUGGGCUCAAGUCCCACACAACCCCAACACACUCCACCUCCAGUCUCUUCCCCAGCAAGUAAUACCAAGAACCACCCUAUGUUGAUGAAUUUGCUGAAAGACAACCCAGCACAAGACUUUUCCGCCUUGUAUGGUGGUAGUCCGCUGGAGAGACAAAAUUCCUCAGGAUCGCCUCGUACUGAACUUGGUACUUUAGCAACUGGAAAACCCAAGAAAAAAAGACCCAGGACAGGGGCAGAGAAGAUGAAGAACCAGACAGAGGAUGACUUUCAGAGGGAGCUCUUCUCCAUGGACGUGGACUCUCAGAACACCAUAUUUGAUGUGGGCAUGGCAGGUGAUGCUCUGGACACCCCUCACAUCACACCAGCACCAAGCCAGUGUGGCACACCACCAACCGUGUAUCAACAGUCUAUACCGCAUGCUCAAUCUAACAUGCAGAGAAUGUUGAGGAUACCUAGCACGGAUGCCAUUAUCCCUGAUGUCACAGACAUUCUCUCAGACAUUGCAGAGGAGGCCUCCAAGCUGUCUGGACCUGGGGAAGAUUGUCCUAACCUUGGAACUCCUGUGAGGGACUCCUCCAGCUCUGGACAUUCUCAGAGCACCCUUUUUGACACUGACGUGUUCCAGGUGGAUGGAGGUGCUGGCAGCGGUGGAGAAAAUCCAUACCCAGAUCCAGUUGAUCUCAUUGACUCACAUGGGAGUCCAAACAGUGACUCCCCUAACACCUUUUUCAACAGUGUUGACUUCAACCCAGACUUGCUCAAUAGUCAGAGUCAGAGUGGUUUUACAGAUGACCUAAAUGAUGACAGCAGCCAGAGCGGGGAUAAUGAUUUUAAAGACUUUGCUGGGUCAGGGCUUGCCUCUUUGGGUAUUGUCUCAGGGCUUCCAGUUGAUGGAGGUGAUGGUAAAUACAAGAUGGCUUUAGGUGCAGAUACGGUGGACUUCAGCAUUAUUUCAGGUGGAGGUAGUAAAACUCUAGUUGGCCCAGAUAUUCAGGAAACACAGAGCAGGAGCCAGUCCCCACUGCUUGGUAGUGAUUUGGGAAAAGAUAGGCCCCAAAAGCAAAAGGCAAAGGAAAGCAGCAACGGUGGAGGAGCAGGGGGAGGACUAAGUGGAAUGCAAAGUGCUGGAAUGGAAGGAAAGUCUAUGAAACGCAGUCGUACCCCUUCCAGUGAUGGGAAGAGCAAGGAUAAGCCACCCAAGCGCAAAAAGGCUGAAUCAGAGGGUAAGUCACCAUCACAUAUAACCAACCGUCCUUUCACCCCACCUACAAGUACAGGAGGCUCUAAGUCUCCAGGAACCUCUGGAAGAUCGCAGACCCCUCCUGGUAUGGCCACCCCUCCUAUACCCAAAAUAACCAUCCAGAUUCCUAAGGGAACAGUGAGUGUUGGGAAACCAUCAUCCCACAGUCAGUAUAGCAGCAGUGGGUCAAGUAGUUCAUCAAGUAGUAAAAGCCACCAUGGGCAUUCCUCAUUGUCAUCUUCGGCCUCUGGGAAGAUUAAAAGCAACAAGUCUGAUGGGUCUUCUGGAAUGAAGAUUGGGAGCAGCGGAGGAGGAAUGUACACUGGCCAAAGUGGGCAAUCAAACAGCCAAUCCAAAAAUAGUUCUCAGUCUAUGGGAAAGGCAGGUUCUUCACCCAUCACUAAGCAUGGUCUAAGUAGUGGUGUCAGUAACUCUAGUGGCAGUAAAACUAAGCCACAAGGGAAGCCUUCAGUAUUAAUGAACCCUUCCUUAAGUAAGCCAAACAUUUCCCCCUCACAUUCCAGGCCAUCGGGAGGUUCUGAUAAGCUGUCAUCUCCUAUGAAACCCAUGCCAGGGACUCCUCCAUCCUCUAAAGCCAAGUCCCCAAUUGGUUCUGGCGGUCAGCACUUGUCUGGGAGUGGGUCGAACUCCACAACAAAGUCCUCCUCUGGGCUUGUGUCCUCUGGAUCUUUAACCCAAAAGCCGAAUUCCUCCUCGUCCUCAUCAUCAUCCUCUUCAUCGUCCUCAUCAUCAUCAUCCUCCUCUUCCUUUUCUGGUGGUGUUUCCCAAAACCUUCACAGCAAUUCAAAGGGAAAGUCCCCUAGCAGGAACAAAAAGCCUUCUUUGACAGCUGUCAUAGACAAGCUGAAACAUGGUGUAGGCACAGGAGGGCCUGGUUCAGAAGACCCUAUGGAUGGUGGGGGAGGAGGUGGCAGUACUGGGGUGCCUAGUCAUGGCAUGUCUUCUAAACAUGGAAUGGUUGUAGGUGAGUUUCCACCAAAACGAGAAAAGAGUGAGAAGGACAAGUCCAAAGGACCAGGUUCUGGAGGGUCGUCUGACCCUUCCAAAAAAGGAGGAGGGGAUUCUAAGGGCUCUGUGAGCACAGGUGUGGCUAAAAUUAUUAUCAGCAAGCAUGAUGGGGGCUCUCCCAGUAUAAAAGCAAAAGUGACAUUACAGAAACCAGAAGGCGGUGGGGAUGGACUUCGAUCACAGAUGCAAAAAAACUACGGCUCUCCAUUAAUUAGCGGUUCUACUCCAAAACAUGAAAGAUGUUCACCAAGUCAUAACAAGUCCCCAGCAUAUACCCCUCAGGCGCUGGACAGUGAGAGUGAAUCCGGCUCCUCUUCUAUAGCAGAGAAGUCUUACCAAAACAGCCCAAGCUCAGACGACGGAGGGGGCAGCGGAAAUAGGGCCCAGACUGAGUAUAGUGCAGAGAAACACAAAAAGCACAAAAAGGAGAAGAAGAGGCUCAAAGACAAGGACAGGGACAGAGAGAAAAAGAAAUCUUACAGCAUGAAGUCAGAAAGUUGGUCCAAGUCUCCAAUUUCCGUUGACCCCACCAUGGUCAUGUCUGGAGGUUCCAUGCUGAGCUCCGACCGAGGUGUCCGGCCAACUCCAAGUUUCCUCAUGGGUGACGACGACUUAAUGGAUAUGUCGCUCACCUUAUAGAACCCCGAAACUUCAUCAGUGCUGGACUUUGUCUCUUUGAGGUGCAACUAAAGCUUUGCUUGCCCACUCUGACGGUAUCUCCGCUAUAUUUUUUACUACGUUGGUCCUAUUUUAAAUAUAUUUAAGUUUUUAUUUAAAUGUAAAAGCUCCUUUGUCCCAAGGUUAUUUUAACUGGUUUUACCUAUGCCACUGUAUAGACACAGCCAUUUUGCAGUUUUAUAUAUUAAAUUUGGGUGCCCAGUUUUUCUUUUAAGUGCUAUUUUUUUUAAUUGAAAUUGGGUUUUUUGUCUUUAAAGGGGUUGUUCACCUUUAAACACUUUUUUUUCAGUUCAGUUGGUUUCAGACAGUUCUCCAGAAAUAGACUUUUUUUCCAAUUACUUUCUAUUUUCUAUGCGUGACUGUUUUUCUAUUAUGUGUGAAGUGUCAUUUUUUCACCUACUAAAGCAGCUCUGGGAGGAGGGGUCGCCGACCCUGUAAACUGUUCUAAAGUGAUACAUUUCUUAUGUUUGUCCCUACAAUAGUUAUUAAUACUCCAGAGAUGCUACUGAGAAAUCAACUGGGGAUGCACCGAAUCCAGGAUUUGGUUCAGGAUUCCGGCUUUUUUCAGCAGGAUUCGGCUGAAUCUAACCCUAAUUUGCUUAUGCAAAUUAGGGGUGGGAGGAAAAUUGCGUGACUUUUUGUUACAAAAUAAGGCAAGUAAUAAAAGUUUUCCCCUUCCCACAACUAAUUUGCAUAUGCAAAUUCGGAUUUGGCUCGGUAUUCGCCCAAAUGUUUUGUGAAGGAUUCGAGGGUUCGGCCAAAUCCAAAAUAGUGGAUUCAGUGCAUCCCUACUAUCAACUAAAUGUUGCAAAAUUGUAACAGUUCAGAAUCUGCUCCAGAAUUACUGAGCUGCCGGACUCAAACAUCAGAGACAGAAAUUUAAACUCAGAUUUUCGAAAAAAUUGUUAAAAAAUGGAAGGCAAUUUGGAAAAAAAAGUCUCUAUUUCUGGGGAACAAUCUGAAAACAAGUGAACUGAAAAAAGUGUUUGGAAGGUGAACAACCCCUUUAAUACAGAGGCUCAAUUUUGGCUGUGGAGCAUAGGGGGGAAAUAUUGCACCCCCAUGUCAGGCUUCUGGUGCCAUAUUGGCUGUGGAUCAAGCAGAGGCAAUAUUACACUAGUAAUGGGUUGGAUAUUCAAGAGACUCUAGCAACGACACAAAAAGCCUUUUAUUUUUUUUUAUUAAAAUAACAUUAACUCUGGGGCCAAAAUAGACAUUUUAAGUUAAAACCAUUUUUAAAGCGGUUGUUCACCUUUAAUUAACUUUUAGUAUGCCGAAGAGAGGGAUACUCUGAGACAAUUUGCAUUUUUUUUAUUAUUUGUGGUUGUUAUUUUUCUUAUUAUUCAGCAGCUCUCCAGUUUGCAGUUUCAGCAGUCUAGUUGCUAGGAUCCAAAUUCACCUAGUAACCAUGCACUGAAUUAAAUAAGAGACUUGAAAAUGAAUAGGAGAGGCCUGAAUAGAAAAAUGAAAGAUUUCAGCUGGGGUCCAGCAUUGGGGUUCACAUUCCCCUAGCAACCAUAAAUAAGAGACUGGAAUAUGAACAGGAGAGGCCUGAACAGAAAGACAGGAGAUUUAAGCAGGUAGCUGGUUGCUAGGUCCCAAAUCCCCCUAGCAACCAUACAUUGAUUUGAAUAAGAGACUGGAAUAUAAAUAGGAGAGGCCUGAAUAGAAAGAUGAGGAAUAAAAAGUAGCAAUAACGAUACAUUUGUAGCCUUACAGAUCAUUUGUUUUU
This is a messenger RNA of Xenopus laevis (African clawed frog), 7257 nucleotides long. RefSeq names its product mediator of RNA polymerase II transcription subunit 1-like (gene med1.S). The coding region runs from base 774 to 5486 and encodes 1570 amino acids. NCBI's taxonomy places the organism in Eukaryota, Metazoa, Chordata, Amphibia, Anura, Pipidae. The transcript is spliced from 18 exons. The record is from RefSeq and is a predicted model, not a curated record.